AUGACAGAAAGAAAGCGUAUUCUAGUUAUUGGUGCAGGAGUGUCGGGAUUGACUGCCAUCAAAAGUUGUUUGGAAGAAGAUCUGCAACCAGUCUGCUUUGAACGAGACGAUCAGCUCGGAGGAGUUUGGUACUACACCGAAGACCUGAGACCUGGUCAGUCCUCUGCAGCCUAUAAAAGUAUUAUCUCCAAUAACACAAAGGAAACAUUAUGUUUCUCUGAUUUUCCACUCCGAAAAGAAGACCCAGCUUAUCUGCCCUAUGAUGCAGUUACUCAAUAUCUCGUCAAUUAUGCAAAUCACUUUGGAUUAGGCAAGUAUAUCCAUUACAACAGAAAUGUUGUCAAAGUUGAAAUGUGUAAAGACUAUGAAACUACUGGACAAUGGGAUGUCUCGUACGUGGAAGGUGGCAAUGGUGGUGGUGACGUCACAGUGGAAACAUUUGACGGUAUAAUGAUGUGUAGCGGCGGUGGUUUAGGAAAGCCAUACAUUCCUGCUAUUCCAGGGCUGGAUAAAUUUAAAGGAAUUACAAUUCAUGGAAAUGCCUACAGACAACCUGCUCCCUUUAUUGGGAAAAAGGUCAUAGUGGUUUAUCUAAGUGUACGUAGUCCUUAUAUUGUUAGUCCUCGUAUUGCAAAUGAUGGUUGGCCUACAACUAUGUUUAUUGCACAACGAAUACGCCAAAUGUUGCCAGCAUGCGUAGGUAACAAUAAACUGGACAAGAGCAGUCCUUGUACUAUAUACAGCCCUGGAUCAGCUCAAAGAACACAAAAAUCUGCUGGGGUCAUGGUAAAUGAUGAAAUACUAGAUCGUAUUGCUUGCAACCAUGUGAAUGUUGUACCAGAAAUAGCCAGGAUAACUGAGACAAGUGUGGAGUUUAUCGAUGGCAGCGUUAUUGAUGACGUGGAUGUUAUCAUCUUGGCUACCGGAUACGAGAUAUCAUAUCCCAUUAUUGAUGAAACAUUAAUUUUUGAUGAAACUGAAAAAUUGAAUCUUUAUCGAUACAUACUGCCAUUGGGAUUGAAACAUAACACGCUGAUGAUAAUUGGAAUUCUAUUAAAGUUUAUUCCAACAACAUUUAAUGUGCUAGAACUUCAAUCACGUUGGAGUGCCAGACUAUUAAGUGGACGUCUCAAUCUUCCUAAUAUGAAGACCAUGGUUAAUGAUAUUCAUACACGACCUCGUGUUGGGCGAUUAUAUGAUCCGUUAUUAUGCACUUCUUAUCAAGAUGACAUUGCAAGGGAUAUUGGUGUAUUACCGACUCUCUGGAACCUACUCUUUCCAGACCCACGACUUAUCUACGAAUAUUACAUGGGGCCUGCUAUCGGAGCAUGGUAUCGUCUUCGGGGUCCUGCUACAUGGGAUGGGGCUAAGCAGACCAUCUUAAGCACCUGGGACAACACAAAAUAUCCACUUAAUAAAACGACAAAUGCUAUAAAAAGUGAAAAAUCGUUUCUCUUCAAGCAGAGUUUAUUUCUUGCAGGUGGUCUUUGCUUUGUUUAUCUGUUAGUUAAUCGUGAGAAAUCAUUCCAAUUAAUUAAUUGGAUUGAACAGUUGUGUCCAAGAAACAAAUAA
Saccoglossus kowalevskii is the source of this 1572-nucleotide messenger RNA. RefSeq names its product dimethylaniline monooxygenase [N-oxide-forming] 2-like. Gene Ontology annotation, molecular function: NADP binding; N,N-dimethylaniline monooxygenase activity; flavin adenine dinucleotide binding. The record is from RefSeq and is a predicted model, not a curated record. Lineage: Eukaryota; Metazoa; Hemichordata; Enteropneusta; Harrimaniidae.